Messenger RNA from Coregonus clupeaformis (lake whitefish), 4530 nucleotides. RefSeq names its product transmembrane channel-like protein 6. Gene Ontology annotation, molecular function: mechanosensitive monoatomic ion channel activity. The transcript is spliced from 17 exons. Gene Ontology annotation, cellular component: plasma membrane. The record is from RefSeq and is a predicted model, not a curated record. Bases 83 to 1933 code for a protein of 616 amino acids. NCBI's taxonomy places the organism in Eukaryota, Metazoa, Chordata, Actinopteri, Salmoniformes, Salmonidae.
AAAUUCACAUUUACACACUUACACACUUAUAUACAUACACACUGCUAACAGGCCUGGCUGGACUAGGUUGAAGAGGAGCGGAAUGGAGAGGGUCCAGAGCAGGAGCCCAGUGGAUGAGGAGGGGGUCCAUGACUUCUUCCUCCACUCCCUACAGCUGUGGCAGGUGGCGCUGAAGAGGGUGAGCGGUCGUUUCGGCACCGGCGUCCUCUCCUACUUCCUGUUCGUCAAGACCCUCCUCUUCUUCAACGUCUUCCUGUUCCUGGUCACGGUUUUGUUCCUGGCCCUGCCCCAGACAGUACACCCCCCCAGGUUAACCCAGGGACACGUAGCCUUCUCUGGGCUGGAGCUGCUCUCUGGAGGGGGUUAUUUCUCAGACUCAGUGAUGUACUAUGGUUACUAUAGUAACUCUACCCUGUAUAAGAACUGUAGUGUCAGUAGUAGCGGUAUGGACCAGCAGCCCAGUCACUCUCCAUCUAAAAGGACAAUGGAAACAGACUGUGGAGUGAAGCUGUCCUACAACAUGCCCCUGGCGUACUUCUUCACCAUAGGAGGGGCUUUCUUCAUCACCUGCAUCAUCCUCGUCUACAGCAUGUCCAAGUCGUUUGGUCAGAGUUUCCGUAUAGACAAGUCUCAUGGUAUCCUGGCGAUGAAGGUGUUCACUUCCUGGGACUUUAAAGUCAUCAAGAAGACCUCCGUCAAACUCCGCUCUGAAAACAUCUGCACUCAACUCAAGGAGUUGUUGGAGGAGACUAAUCGGAAGCAUGUCCAGAAGACAGUGUGUCAGAGAAUAGGACGUGUGACAGUACAUGGUCUGGCAUGGUUCAUCUGUAUAGGCAGUACUGUGGCCUGUGUUCUAGCUCUGUACUACUUCUCUGCAUACAUGCACAAGGACCUCCAGUACAGAUCUCGUAUUCCCACUAAGGACCCUCUCCUGAAGGAAGCCAGUCUGUUAGCCCUGCCAGUCGUAGUGUCUCUCAUCAACCUCCUGCUCCCUGGCCUCUUCAACGCUACUGCCUGGAUGGAGGAGUACGACUCGCCCAGCGUACACACAUACGUCGCCAUCAGCAGGAACCUGAUGUUGAAAGUGAGCGUGCUCGUAGUGCUGUGCUUCCAUUGGCUGGGCCGGAUCGCUUCUGACCCCAACAGCAUCGGCCUGCAGUGCUGGGAGAGUUUUGUAGGACAGGAGCUGUACCGCUUCCUCCUCAUGGAUUUCAUCUUUACCAUACUGGACACCUUCUUUGGAGAGUUCCUCUGGAGGUUGUUUUCUCAGAGGGUGUUGAAGAGGAAAAGGAAGCCGGUGUUUGACAUCGCCAGGAACGUGUUGGAACUCAUCUACGGACAGACACUGGCCUGGUUGGGGGUGUUGUUCACUCCUCUGCUUCCUGCUGUACAGAUCAUCAAACUACUGCUUCUCUUCUACAUGAAGAAGACUAGUGUAAUGAUGAACUGCCAGUCCCCUAGGAAGCCCUAUAGAGCCAGUCAGAUGACCACCAUCUUCAUCACACUCCUCUGCUUCCCUUCAUUCCUGGGGGCUGCCGUGUGUGUUACCUACACUAUGUGGAGUAUCCGUCCGUCUGAGUCAUGCGGUCCGUUCCGUAGCCUGUCCACUAUGUUCCAGUCAGGGAAGCUGUGGGUGAAGGAGUUGGGGAGACACAACCCUAACCUGGCCUGGCUAGCCUGGGCUCACAGCUACAUCGUGGAGAACCCUCUGUUUCUGUUCCUGGCUGCUGGGAUCUUCCUGGUAGUGAUUUACUUCAACACCCAGGUGGUGGAUGGACAGAGGAAGAUCAUCAGUCUGCUGCAGGAGCAGAUAGAAAACGAGGGGGAGGAUAAGAAGUUCCUGAUCACUCGUCUCCAGGCCAUCCACCAGCAGAAACCACCCUUCUCUCCUCGCAGACUCACCAGUCAGGCCAGUCAGGAUUCCAACGGCUAGCAUUCCCACUACUUCUCUCCCAUCUCAGUGGAGGGCAUAUCUCGGAAGAUCUCUGAAUAUCCUUUGGGAAAUGUCCUGGAUGGAACAAAACUGGAUAUACCUCUCCUCUCCUGCCUCUGGGAAGAGUUGUUAAGGAAUUCUUAAACUGGAAAACUAUUCUCAUAGGAUGUACACUCUUUCCCAGGAAUCUGGGUUGGGAUUGGGACUGGGACUAUAAAGGAAUUUACUUCUUUACAAUAACAAAUCCCACAUAGGCCAAAACAGGAUUCUAAUAGGAUCCACACUCUUUCCCAGGAAUCUGGUCCUUGUAAGGAUUGGGAAUAGGAUUGGGAAUGGGACAAAGCAGGAUUUCCCUCUUCCAAUAACAGGCUACACCUCAUAGGGAAAGACCACAGUCUUUAUGUGAACUUACUAUGGCCAAGCCAUAGGCUACAUUUUACUGUAACUAGGCUACACCUUACUGUAACUAGGCUACACCUUACUGUAACUAGGUUACACCUUACUGUAACUAGGCUACAUAGGAAAAUACCACUGAGUUUAUAUGAAUUUACUAUGGCCAAGCCAUAGGCUACACCUUACUGUUUAUUCUUCAUAUGAAAUGAAAGGACAUGUCACAAAACAAAAUAAUGGUUUAUCAAGCUCAAUAGUUUCAACCAAGGAUGUUUGUCCUUUAAAAAAAAAAAACUUGGAUUGGAACACCUGGUCAUGCGAAAGGAUGUAGGAGUGAAGAGGUGAGGAAACGAGACUGGGAUACGGUGUGCUUGUAGGGACACAGAACAGAAAGCACUUUUUUUUUUACAACUUUGAAUAGGGAACAGAUCAAAUGCCAAUAAGCUGCAAACAUUGCACAAAGGGUUAAAACAGUGUCAUUGUUAAGCAGGGUUAAUUCUGUGAAAUAUAGGAUUUUUAUUUUUUAAUUGUAAAUAGUAUGAUUGUUUUAUUACUUUAGAUUUUUUAUUGUAUAAACUGGUCUUUUGUCAACAGCCCUUUCAUACCAACUGUGAACAAAUAGGUUAUUUCUUUCCAUUUCUGAUAUAUAACAAUUAUUUUGUACGAUUUUGUUAUGUUUUUAUGUUAAUUGGUGUUCAGGGUAUAAUUUCUUGAUAAGUUUAGUCUCUCUGCUUCCAAAAUGGCACUCUUCCCUAGAUAGUACACAACUUUCUAGGGCGCUGGCCAAAAGUAGUGCACUCUGUAGAGAAUAGAGUGUCUGUUGGGAUGCAUCCUAUGUUUACUGUCUCUGUAGGAGGAGUCCACCGCUUAGUAUCGGGCGAUCUGAUUAGUUCAUUCAAAAAGGAAAUGGUCGUAGAAGAUCAACCACCUGAAACAGUACGUUAUUUUAAUGUCUCUUUUUGUUUUCAAGAAGUUGUUUUAUUGUUUGUAUACUUUAUAGGUAAUUAAAUGUUUUACCAUAUCUGCGUGUGUAUUUGCUUACCUGAUGUGUACCUAGUGGUUAUGCUAGACUUCAAUCUUUUACUUUUCAGUGGAGAAAUCUAAUAUAAAUAAUUGAAACACAUCUUUCUAUUAUUUAACACAAUUAUAAUGUAUUACAGACAUGCAAUCAGCACCAUAAAAAACAGCUAAAUAUAUUGACAAUUUACAAAGAAUCACUUUCCUGUCCUAAUAGCACACAUACAUGAUCCAUCUAAUCCAAUAAAUAUGAACUCCAGAGCAGCUUGAGUUUAGGGUUGCAAAAUUCCACCAACUUUCCCAGAAUUCCCAGGUGUUACAGAAAUCCUGGUUGGAUGAUUCCCAGAUUCUCUGCUUAUUCCCUUCUGGUUCCAGGAAACUUCCAACCGGGAUUUCAGGAACAUUUUGGGAAAGUUACCGAAAAUAUGCAACCCUGCGUUGAGUUCAAACAGUUAAUCACGUGACCUUUUUAGUGAUACUAAAAUAUAACCCAUUGUUAUUAUCCUUGUUUAAAAGCAUAUGUGGCUAUUAAAAGCACCAGUCAGUAUUAUUUACCUAGGAAGAGUUGGAAGCAGCAAGAAUACAAAUGUUUGUAAUUCUCUAAAUCACCAGUAGAGAGCCCCAUAUCACAAAUCUCUCACAUUCCCCACAUACUGUAUCAACCAUCCAUCUUUCUCUCACUAUACUUGUAGCCUAUGUUUAGGUGCGUCAGUAGGGUAUGUGGUCGUUUUAGCCAGUCUCUCUCCCUUUCUCUCUCUGCUGGUGAGUUCAGAUGUGGCAGUAGGCUGUGCGGUAGUUUGAGACAAUUCUGGUCAACUAACAAAUCAAUGAAUCAAUCAGUUCUAGUGAACCCUGUUACUAUGGCUGUGUUUACACAGGCAGCCCAAUUCUGGUCUUUUGGCCAAUUUAUUGGCAAAAGAUCCGAUCUGAUUGGUUAGAAGACCAAUUAGUGGAAAUAGAUCAGAAUUGGGCUGCCUGUGUAAACGCAGCCUAUGAGGAUUUGCUAUAAUCCAGUGCCUUCCAUAUCAAAAGCUUGAUUCUGUAUCUUCUGUAGCAUUGAUCAAAACCAAAUGAUAAUAGUCUAUCAAGUCAUUACAGUCUGAGGAUUCCACUUCAUAUUCACUACCGGUCAAAAGUUUUAGAACAUCUACUCAUUCAAGGGUUUUUCUUUAUUUUUACUAUUUUCUACA